AUGCUUUACGCCAAUAGCACGGAGUGGGCUAUCUUGUGGCCAUCACCGAAUCCCCUUCGCAUCGCCCGGUGCGGCGAGGGCGCCGACAGCGGCCGCCGGUCGGACCCGGUCGGCUCCGUCAAAAACCACAUACCACACAUACCAAUGAACGUCAAUCCGAACGUGGUAUCGUCGGCCCUGCCGCUCAGCCUGGCCGCCGAGCCCGAGACCGCGUUCAAGCCGACGAUGGCCGAGAGCCCGCGCGGCGAGGUGCCCAUCAUCAUCACCUCCCACGCGCCCGACCGCGAGCAGUCCUACCCGAGCCUCGGAGGCGGCGCCGAGCCCGCGCUGCCCAUGCCCCUCGAGCAGCCCGCCACGCACUACGACGCGUCUACGAUGGGACUUCCCUAUCAGCAGCGGCCGCUGCAGCAGCAGGUGGUGCACAACGUCGGAUACCAGCCGGCGGCCGAGUCGACGGCGAGGGAGGGUCCGCUGACCGACUCCAUGUCCAAGUUCGUGGCGCGGGACAUCGCCGAGGCGUGCCUCACCAUGCGCCCGCCGAUCGAAGAUGAGACCAGCAACGAAAAGGACGACAAUACACAGGGCGCGACCGCACUCACACCAUCCGCAGCCAACGGAGGCGGCAGCGCAGACUUCAAGAAGGAGGGCCACAGAAGCGGUGGACUCCACAUCCCGAGCUUCCUGCGCGGUCGCCGAUCCCGCCGCAACAGGACCGAGAGCUCGGACGUGAUGUCGUCGGGCAGCAACUCCGGCGAUGACCUCUCCGACGUCGAAUUUGACGAGGAGCUGGACAAAAAGCUCAAGGAGGAGGUGGAAAAGGACCUUCCGCUCUCCAUCACCGACCUCACAAAGGCCGAGCGCACCAAUGUGCGCAAGGUGUGUCUGCUCUACAACCCCAUGUCGGGCAACAAGAGGGGCAGGCGCGUGGCCAGGAAGGCCAGCAGGCUCAUCGAGCGCGAGGGCGUGGCCGUCGAGAUGGUCCGCCUCAGCGAGAGAGGGCAUGCCGAGCAGUUGUGCGAGACCAUGGACUUCAGCGGGUUCGACGUGGUGGUAGGCGUGGGCGGCGAUGGCACCUUCCACGAGUGCAUCAACGGCAUGAUGAAGCGGUCGGCGGCGAAGGGCAAGCAGCCCGCGCCGCUGGCCCUGAUCGCCGCCGGCACCGGCAACUCGUUCAUGCACGAGCUCCGCUGCUUCAAGCUCAAGUCGGCCGUCUACCACAUCCUCCGGGGCGUCAACUACCCGAUCGACAUCUGCAGGCUCACCUUUGGCGACGGCUCGACGUGCUACUCGUUCAACUCGAUCCACUGGGGCAUCGCCUCCAAGAUCAUGCUCACGGCCGAGCGCCUGCGGUGGAUGGGCAGCGCCAUGCGCUACACGACCGCGUGCUUCAUGGAGAUCGUGGGCGGGGAGAAGGCCCAGCUGGCCAAGGUCGUGGUCACCGACGAGAACGACAGGGAGGUCGAGUACAACGACAAGUUCAUCGUCGCCAUCGCCAACAACAUCAUCACCGCCAGCAGGGGCAUGAAGAUGGCGCCCGAGGCCAAGAUCGACGAUGGACUGAUUGAUCUGCUGCUCAUCAAGGCGACGUCGACGCUCAACCUGCUCGACAUCUUCAGGAGGACCUACGACGGCUCGCACACGGACCUGCCCUACGUCAUCUACCAGAAGGUGAAAAAGUUCUCCAUCACGCCCUACAAGGAGAGCGAGACCGGCGAGCUCGAGGAGGUCGAAGAGAUCAUUGACGUCGAUGGCGAGCUCAAGGGCUGUACGCCGUUCACCUGCGAAGUGAUGCCUCAGACGUUGCGGAUUGUUCUCUAA
Messenger RNA from Acanthamoeba castellanii str. Neff, 1818 nucleotides. RefSeq names its product diacylglycerol kinase catalytic domain containing protein. Gene Ontology annotation, biological process: sphingosine biosynthetic process. NCBI's taxonomy places the organism in Eukaryota, Discosea, Longamoebia, Acanthamoebidae. The transcript has 10 exons. Gene Ontology annotation, cellular component: membrane; cytoplasm; intracellular membrane-bounded organelle. Bases 1 to 1818 code for a protein of 605 amino acids. The record is from RefSeq and is a predicted model, not a curated record.